Messenger RNA from Hemibagrus wyckioides, 1098 nucleotides. RefSeq names its product macrophage mannose receptor 1-like. The transcript has 6 exons. Lineage: Eukaryota; Metazoa; Chordata; Actinopteri; Siluriformes; Bagridae. The coding region runs from base 101 to 1072 and encodes 323 amino acids. The record is from RefSeq and is a predicted model, not a curated record.
AAGCUUUUUAGUGAGUUGUGUGCAAAGAGUGAAGAUCUAUAACCAAGCUACUGAAGGAACAGUAGCCUUCAGACUUUGAUUACACAGCUACCCUUUCAUCAUGAAGCUGAAUCUUUUUCUUCUCCUCUAUUUCACUGGUCUCAUCACAGUCGAUGUGUCCCACGUGCGAACAGUCCAUCAUAAAUAUUACCUAAUAAAGACAACUGCAACAUGGUCCAGUGCACAGAGUUACUGCCGGGAGAAGUACACUGACCUGGCGACAGUAGUAACUGAUGAUGACUGGGUAAGAUUGAAGAACGAAGCUGCAAGCAAAGGCCUGGCGUCACCUGCCUGGAUUGGAUUGUACAAUGAUAUCAAUAGCUGGCGCUGGUCUUUAAAUGAGCUCCCACUGAAGAAUGUCACUUUUAUCAAAUGGUACCCUUAUGAUGCCAUUAAUUAUGCUGGGGGAGAAUCAUGUCUUCUAAUGAUUUCAGGUGGAUAUUGGAUAGAUAUAAAUUGUGCUCAGCUGAGACCUUUCAUAUGCUACAAUGCUAAUUUCAGUGGUGCUUCCAGGUUCAUCGGCAUCUCUAGUCCUUAUUUGACCUGGACAGAUGCUCUGGCUUACUGUCGAACACAUCACACAGACUUGGCCAGCUCUCUUAACAGCUCAGAUAACAGCUUACUAUUAAAGGUGAGGGACAUCCAGGGUGAUUCCUGGCUUGGACUCUACAGAGACACAUGGAAGUGGUCAGAUGGGACCAUUGCUUCAAACCUACCUUGGGGUUCCGGAGCACCCAAUAAUUAUGGCGGAGUUGAAAACUGUGCAGUGGGUAUCGGACCUUUCAACGAUGUACCCUGCACCAACAUGUAUUAUUUCUUCUGUCACACCAUUCUACCAGCGACGGAACAGCAGAUAAUGAGACUGCAGGUGAAGUCUGAUGGCAGUGUGUUAGAUCCUGCUGUACAGUCGUCUAUUUUAGAACAAGUGAAGCAGAAACUGGAAGAAUAUGGAAUGCUGGAGAACACCACAGUGACCUGGAGGGUGCAGCCAGAUGGAAACAUCUGCCAGAAGAGAAACAAAGAUGAUCUGUAAUGUAAAGUAGACUGCAAGCUGACAGA